GACAGAAAACGCCCGCGCCGCAGGUGACCUUCCCCCACGACGCGGCGCCGCCCGCCGGGGAGCGGUGCCCCGCGGCCGAGGCCGCGGACGAGCUCGCCCGCCAGCUCGAGGCGCUGCUGGGAGGCGCCGUCGACGCGUCGGCCCAGGGCGCUCUGGAGGCCCUGGGCAGCCCCGAGCGGAUGCGGGAGGCCGCGAGGCGCGUGGAGGUGCUGGCGCGGGGCCAGGGUGGCCGCUGCGGCAGCCUGUCGGCGAUGGUGCUCGGCGUCUGCCACAAGCUCCGGCCGACAGACCGCGCGGCGCCGAUGGCGGAGCUCUCCGACGCGGCGCUCGGCGACCAGUGGCUGGGCCACCCGCGCGGGGAUCCGCGCGCGGCCUUCGUGCUGCAGCGCGGCGCUCCGGCGCGGCAGACCACGACGUGGACCACGAGCCGAUUCGAGAGGCACUCGCGGCAGGGCGGCGCGUUCGAGCUGCGGCAAGCGGAGGGCGGCUUGUGGGAUCUGCGGCUCGCGGCGAGCGACUUGGAGCCGCCCCUGAACGAUGACGGGGUCCAGGUGUACUGCCGGUGGCUUCACCAGCGGCUGAAGAAGGCGAAGGAGGAGUGCGGGCUGAGCUCCCUGCGGCAGCUGCGCGCGGAGCUGGACUUCUCCAAGAAUGGGCUCGGCGACGACGCGCUGGAGCGGCUGCUGCAGGCGCUGCAGCGGGCCGAGGUGCAGGUGACCAGCCUCAACCUCAUGGGGAACUGCAUCGGCCCCGCCGGGGUGCAGCACCUCUGCGACUUCCUGAAGGGGGCGUCAUUCGCCGUGCGCGAGCUGCACCUGUCUCACAACAUGCUCGACGACGACGCCUCGCUGCACAUGAUCCGCCUCUUCUCCGAACACCCGAAGUACCCCACCAGCAGGCCGAGAGGAAGUUCCGGGGCCAGCGUGACGGCCGUUCCUGUGUGGCUCAGCCUCCACAACAACUGGAUCCGCGACCCCGCCCGGGUGCUGCGCGAGGCCAGGGCGGAGCUGGGCGCGUCUGCCUGCCUCGCGCAGAACCGCCACGCGUGCGGCCCGGACAAGUGCGGCUGGCGCGGCGCCGGGUCCCCCGCGGUGCACCUGUACGCCUUCGACAUCCAGGACGUCCCAGUGGCCCCGCCGGGCGCGGGCGAGGACGCGGGCCAGGCCCCACGCGCCGCGCCCGCGGACCAGGC
Prorocentrum cordatum is the source of this 1192-nucleotide messenger RNA. The record is from the annotation of a GenBank genome assembly. Lineage: Eukaryota; Dinophyceae; Prorocentrales; Prorocentraceae.